AUGGCUACUUCCAGGUAUCGCAACUUUCUCCGACUGCUAGAGCAGUGGCCUGUUGAUAAAUCUAGAGAGAAACGUGACUUGGGAGCCUUCGUUAGAAGACGCGUCGUUGAAGGAUUCUCCCACGGCGAGGCGACACAAAUCAAUGCUGCUGAAUGUGAUAAAGUCUAUGAGAGCUUGCAUCGGAUCAACACCGAUUUUCACCUCCGAACUUGGAGAAGGUCGAAAGAGACCAACGCCUCGGGGGCGACUGCGGAAGCUCUACGUACUACACUUUCUGACGCAGGUCUCAAGGAGUUGUCGGGGCAGUAUGUCGAAGGUCCAUUCAGCAGGCUCAAAGAACAGAUCUCAAAGAGGGAAACAUAA
Messenger RNA from Candidula unifasciata, 363 nucleotides. The record is from the annotation of a GenBank genome assembly. NCBI's taxonomy places the organism in Eukaryota, Metazoa, Mollusca, Gastropoda, Stylommatophora, Geomitridae.